This is a messenger RNA of Aspergillus fijiensis CBS 313.89, 894 nucleotides long. RefSeq names its product oxidoreductase, short-chain dehydrogenase/reductase family. The record is from RefSeq and is a predicted model, not a curated record. The transcript has 7 exons. The coding region runs from base 1 to 894 and encodes 297 amino acids. NCBI's taxonomy places the organism in Eukaryota, Fungi, Ascomycota, Eurotiomycetes, Eurotiales, Aspergillaceae. Gene Ontology annotation, molecular function: oxidoreductase activity.
AUGUCGUCGCAAAUGGGCAAAGAUGGCACCUUCCAGCCCCCGCAGGCAAAACAGGCUCAGAGCAAGCCGGGUCUGGAGAAGGAGAUGGCGCCAUCCAGCGAGUCCACCAAGCUGGAAGGCAGCGAGGGCUUCGUCGAAUACACCGGCUCCAACAAGCUCAAGGACAAGAAGGUCCUGAUCACGGGCGGAGACUCCGGAAUUGGUCGGUCGGUCGCUGCAUUGAUGGCCCGCGAAGGGGCCGACAUCACCAUCGUAUACCUGCCCGAGGAACAGGAAGAUGCAGAACACACAAAGAAACUGGUCGAGAAGGAAGGGCGCAGUUGUCUCCUGGUCCCGGGCGACUUGCGGAAGAAUGAAACGUGCAAGAAGGCUGUGGAGGAACAUGUGAGCAAGUUCAAGCACAUCAACGUUCUCGUGAACAACGCAUCGAAGCAGUACAUGUGCAAGGAUCUGGCUGAGAUUGAUCUCGACAAAGUCGAGGACACCUUCCGCACCAACAUCUUGCAGAUGAUUGCCAUCACCAAAUAUGCACUCCCGCAUAUGUCCAAGGGAGAUUCGAUUAUCAACAACACAUCCGUCACCACCUUCCGCGGCUCCGGCACGAUGGUCGAUUACGCAUCAACCAAGGGAGCGAUCGUGGGCUUUACCCGGUCGCUGGCCCUGCAACUCAUGCCCAAGGGCAUUCGGGUCAACGCGGUCGCACCCGGCUCCGUAUACACCCCCAUCCAGAUUGACACAAGAGAUGCCGAGUCCAUGGAGGGCUGGGCGUCCGGCAAGCCGCUGGGCCGCCCGGGACAGCCCUCCGAGGUGGCGACGAGCUUUGUAUUCUUGGCUAGCAAGGAUGCGUCUUUCUAUUCGGGACAAGUUCUGCAUUGCUACCCUCUGGGAGAGUAG